Messenger RNA from Pelobates fuscus (common spadefoot toad), 2710 nucleotides. It is a transcript of the gene NR5A2, whose product is annotated as nuclear receptor subfamily 5 group A member 2. NCBI's taxonomy places the organism in Eukaryota, Metazoa, Chordata, Amphibia, Anura, Pelobatidae. Gene Ontology annotation, molecular function: nuclear receptor activity; RNA polymerase II cis-regulatory region sequence-specific DNA binding; zinc ion binding. The coding region runs from base 29 to 1645 and encodes 538 amino acids. Gene Ontology annotation, cellular component: RNA polymerase II transcription regulator complex. The transcript has 7 exons. Gene Ontology annotation, biological process: regulation of transcription by RNA polymerase II; tissue development; hormone-mediated signaling pathway. The record is from RefSeq and is a predicted model, not a curated record.
UUUUGUUUUUUUUUUUAAGAAAAGGUGUAUGGUAACUUUCUCCGCAGCAUCCCACAGUCCAUCUUGUCCCAAGGCCAUCACAGUUUACAAGUCUCACAUUGCCGCAAUCGAUGCAAUUUACAAGGACGUUAACAUUGUAUAUUAUCCCGAGUUGAUCAUGGCAGCAAGACAUGAGAGUGUCAUUAUACAGGAUACCAUGAAACACGGAUGUAAUCCGCAGGUGCCCCAGUUUAAAAUGAUGGGCUAUUCUUACGACGAGGACCUCGAAGAGCUGUGUCCAGUUUGUGGGGACAAAGUAUCUGGAUAUCACUAUGGACUGCUGACCUGUGAGAGCUGCAAGGGUUUCUUCAAGCGAACGGUUCAGAACAAUAAGAGAUACACGUGUAUCGAGAACCAGACCUGCCAGAUCGACAAGACUCAGAGGAAGAGAUGUCCGUAUUGUAGGUUCCAGAAAUGUCUGAGUGUGGGAAUGAAGUUGGAAGCUGUACGGGCCGAUCGGAUGCGUGGAGGAAGGAACAAGUUUGGGCCAAUGUACAAAAGGGACCGUGCUCUGAAGCAGCAGAAGAAGGCUUUGAUUCGAGCGAAUGGACUAAAAUUAGAGGCAAUGAGUCAAGUCAUCCAAGCUAUUCCAACGGACCUAACCAUUUCAUCUGCUAUCCAGAACAUCCACUCAGCAUCAAAGGGUCUACCUCUGAACCAUGCUGCCCUACCCCCAACAGACUAUGACAGAAGCCCUUUUGUAACAUCACCCAUCAGCAUGGCAAUGCCACCUCAUGGAAGUCUGCAAGGUUACCAGUCCUAUGGACACUUUCCCAGUCGUGCAAUUAAAUCAGAGUACCCAGACCCUUACACAAGUUCACCUGAGUCCAUCAUGGGAUACUCAUACAUGGACAGUUAUCAGUCUAGCUCCCCAUCAAAUAUCCCACACCUCAUUGUGGAACUCUUGAAAUGUGAACCAGAUGAACCUCAAGUGCAAGGGAAGAUUAUGGCCUACUUACAGCAGGAGCAAGCAAACAGGAGCAAACACGAUAAACUCAAUACUUUUGGACUCAUGUGCAAAAUGGCAGACCAGACGCUUUUUUCCAUUGUUGAAUGGGCAAGAAGUAGCAUCUUCUUUCGAGAGCUAAAGGUGGACGACCAGAUGAAGCUUCUCCAGAAUUGUUGGAGUGAAUUGUUAAUCUUAGACCAUAUAUUCCGGCAAGUUCUACAUGGGAAGGAAGGUUCCAUUCUUCUGGUGACUGGCCAGCAAGUGGAUUAUUCUGUCAUUGUCACACAGGCAGGAGCCACAUUAAACAACAUCAUGAGCCAAGCACAGGAACUGGUGGCCAAGCUCCGAUCUCUUCAGUUUGACUUAAGAGAGUUUGUGUGUCUAAAAUUCUUGGUGCUGUUCAGUAAUGAUGUCAAAAAUUUGGAGAACUUUCAGUUGGUUGAUGGUGUUCAAGAACAAGUCAAUGCUGCUCUACUGGACUAUACGUUGUGUAACUAUCCACAGACCACAGACAAAUACGGGCAGCUGUUGGUACGGUUACCCGACAUUCGAUCCAUAAGUAUGCAGGCAGAAGAAUACUUAUACUAUAAACAUCUCAAUGGGGACGUGCCGUGUAACAAUUUGCUUAUUGAAAUGCUCCAUGCAAAGAGGGCCUAACUUUUUCUUUUUUUAAAAAAAAACUGUGCAGAAAUAUUUACAAAGACUAUUUAUCUCUAAAGACAUUGAAACAUUAAAAAAAAAAGGUAUAAUAAUCAGAAAUCUUAAUAGUCAAUAAGUGAUGCAUCAGGGUAUUUGUAUUUCAAACUGUGAAUGACAUUACAUAUUCCCAAAGGAUUUGCACAUGAUAUGCUAAGUGAAUUCAAAAUGACCUACCAGGUGGAAUUCCAAGUGGAAGAACGGUUGUUCCUGUGCAUUCUAAAACUGGGAUCAUCUUCAAAAAGAAGAACGUUUGAAAGACUGGGCAUAUAUUUGACAGUACACAAGUGGCAUCGGAGAGGGAACGUAUUUUCAAGACCAAUCCUUCCUUACUUUUAAAGUCGUCACACCGUAUAUGUUUAUGCAUUUCCAAGUGUGUUUUGUUUAAAAUGAGGUUGGCCAAAAAACAGAAUACAAACCAAAAAUGUUUAUAUAUAUAAAUAUAUAUAUUUGCAUGUAAAGUACUCUAUUGGUUGGGCAAAUACUUCCUUGUGGAAGUUACAGAACAAUUGUGAAAUGAUCUUAAGAGACCCCCAUUUGCAAAAAUACAUGUGUAGUCUAAGAACAUCUAUUUGGUAAGUUGAAGCACCCAUCUUUAAAUAAAUCAUCCAGGAUCCAGAUAUUACAUUAAAUUAUGAUACUGUAAGUAAGAGACCACAGUGUUCAUUUCCUUUGGAAAAAAGAAGCUAUUGUUGUCCUUAUGUGUUAUUUGCACUGUGUUCAUUGUAUUGUUUUAUUGUUACAUGCUGCUGAUUCACACACACUUAUAUUAUACCUGAAGAGUCUCCCUAAAAUUUACUUUUUACCCAGAUGCUAAAUGGUACCAAGAAUCAGAAGUACCAUUAAUUUAAUAUUUUUCAAUACCAGUACAUAUUCAGUUUUGUUCCAGUACCUUCAUUCUUCAUGUUUGUGGAAAACAUUAAAUUGGUCUUUAACAAAGAAAUUUCUUGUAUGGGUUAAGGGUUGACACAUUAUUUUCUGUAGGGUGUGUUGUACAGUCUAGUAAAAUCUUUUAUUGUUCUUGAA